AUGUUGCACCGGUCUUCCACGAGGGCGUGCAAGUGUGCUUCCACCUCGACAGCGCUGGUCGCCUGUGCGCACGUCCAUGCCCGCGUGCGAGGCUCGCGAUCCCCGUCUCGAUCGACCUUCGCAAGCCGAGCUGGAGCCGGUCCCGGACCGAGCACACCGCACCCGAUCGCCGAUUCGGGUGGCGGCCCUACCUCACCAGCGUACCACCAGGCCGCUCUGACAUAUACAGCGCCUCUGUGGUACCGAGAGCAAUGGCAGCAAGCAAGGUCAGGCGAAACCUGGCACAAUUGGUUCAGCCACAGCCGCGUUCCGCUCGCGCUCGAUCCAAAGAACACCACCCGCGCCCCACCGCCGCCACCUCCCCCGCAGCGUACAUCGUCGCAUUCUCCUUCCGGGAUCACCAAACCAAGUCCAGACACCCAAUCCAUCGACGAAAGUGCUCGUGAGAGGAUAGCCCGCUACCUCGCCUCGCGCAUCCGUUCUUCGACCGAGCACUCGACGCGAGCCAUCGACGAGCUUCCCCAUGACGACCCAGCUCAAAUACUCGCGCCCGCGAAACGACUCGGCAUGUCUGUCGUCGCCAACUAUCUGCUUCUAGACCUAGCAGCAAGCAACGCAGCCUCGCCAGAACCGGAUCAAUCCCCGUCCUGGCCGCAGUGGCUCGAUCCUCGCGAGGCCCUUCAAAACGUCAUCGACCACGGUGCACCCCCGAAGGAGCUGGCGAUCGCGUUACCCCAACUGGCCGACGAUGCGGAACGAAUACAGGAUUCGUGGAAGGUGUUCAAUCAGAGAUACGAGCUCGAUCGCUACCCCACACUCGCGCUCAACUUUCUCUACUUUGUCGCACGGCCGAAUUCGAGCGACCUCCCCUUGGCUUUUGCACUCGAGGUGCUGCAAGAUCUGUUGAGGGCACGAAUCGUCCCGGAGCAGCUCGUGGGCCCUCCACCGACCCUGCCCGAGAACUUGCCGGAAGCCAACUCGAUUCAGCUACGGAUAGUCCUUCUUCGCACGGUGGCCGCAGCAGCGGGCGAGUAUGCGAAUCACGACCUCGCGGUACAUGCCUUGGAGUCGCUCGACACUCUGCACCACAUGGACGAAGUCGACAUCGGUUUGCUGCAUGCUCAUUUAUCGACACAGAUCGCACACGUCAGACACCAACGACUCGAACUCUUCCGGCCCUUGUCCAACACCACAAUGGAGCGCCUGCACGCUCUGUUCGUCUCUCUUCUGAAACGAUGGGACCCCUCACUCUCGGCGACCACUACGCACCUCCUCGAUGCGUUCUCGAUCGAAUUGAUCGAGUACAACCGAUACGAUUUGCUCGCUGAGCUGUACUCGCAGUUCUCUCGAUUGGGGUGGGCGCCGACCCUGAGCAGCGACAUCACCCUCGACUUUGCACACUUUCUCGGCGGAGACGGGCGCGUUCGCCAAUAUCGAUUCCCCUCGAACCCGACGCGCAAAGCGACCUUGGCGACACGGUAUAUCUAUGUGGAUCUUUGGUACCGGUUCACCGCGACGGUCGAAACGCGAGCGAUCGAGCAAGGCUUUGCAAACGAUUGGACGAGGGAAGCCAAAGAUCGGUGGAUUCGCCACCUCUGCCAGGGUCGGAUCGUCGACCCGGCGCAAGCUCGUAACAUGUAUGAACUCUGGACCGUCGGAUCCCAUCCUCGUGGAGUCGUAGAACCUCCCUCAUCCCCCUUCGUGAUCAGCACGACUACCGCGCUUGCCUUGGCCAAUCGUCUGCUCCAGCAAUCGAGCCGGUCCGCUCCAGCGGAACACAAAAGCACCCGAGCGUUCGUCCAAAAACUCGCCUCGGACUGCGUCCAGCACCGCACAUCAUCCUCGACCGGUAAACUCGAGCAUUACGACCUCACCGCCUUGGCUAGAUUGUACCUGCUCCUUGACGAUUGGGACUCGGUCGCGCAAGUUUAUCGCCUUCUGCUCGCCGAUCGAGUCUUCCCCGAUCAACGCGAUAUCGAAGUCUGGGUCGAAUUGGCGGCGAGGCAAUUUUGGACUCUCGAAGAGGGCACUUCGUCAGAAUCACAAGCCGUGCUCGAAAAGAUUUUGGACUUUGUCGCGGAAAAACGCCUGGCCAUCGACACCCAUAGCAUCAAAUCCGUCGCCCUAGCCGUCAUGGGCGAACUCAAGUCGUCGCCUGAGGUUCGUCGAGUCCGUCACUUUACCCCCGCCAAGUUCCUCGAAUGGGCCAACAAGAUCUUGCUUUUACCUCCCGGGGGCUAUGCGACUCUGCGCAAAAGCUUAUUGUACCCCGUCCGAUCCAAGUCGGUCACCCCGAGUCGACAAGGCGCAGCCCUGACAGCCGGUCGUUUCGACGACAUAUUCCCCUUUCGCGUUGUCCACGCUCUCUCCAGGGCUCAUUCCCAAGGUCGAAUCGGCGAAGCGCUUUGGAUCUAUCGCGAGACCGUUCUAGAAGGAGGCCUCCGACAAGAUUUGGUCCUAAAGCAGACCCUUCAAGUCUUUUCGAGUUGGCUUCGGAAAGAACCGCCCGAAUGGCGCGAGAGGUGGUUACAGGAGGUGGUGUUGACGCUUCACGAGACGCUGAACGCCGGGAUCGAUCUCGUCGAGGAGGAAAAGACGAUGUUGGUGGUUAUCACGACGUUGAGGAGGAAUUGGGAUUCCGCAACAUCGGAGGAAAGGUCGGAUAGAUUCGAGUUGGCGCAAAGUUAUGUCGAGCGGUACCAAGCCAAAGUUGGAGACGUCGGACCGGAGGUCGAGAAGGCGAUGCGCGAUUUUAGGGGCAACCUAAAGAGUUUGGAAGCCUAG
This is a messenger RNA of Microbotryum saponariae, 2784 nucleotides long. The record is from the annotation of a GenBank genome assembly. NCBI's taxonomy places the organism in Eukaryota, Fungi, Basidiomycota, Microbotryomycetes, Microbotryales, Microbotryaceae.